Messenger RNA from Ananas comosus (pineapple), 424 nucleotides. RefSeq lists its product as uncharacterized. The record is from RefSeq and is a predicted model, not a curated record. The transcript is spliced from 2 exons. NCBI's taxonomy places the organism in Eukaryota, Viridiplantae, Streptophyta, Magnoliopsida, Poales, Bromeliaceae. The coding region runs from base 46 to 258 and encodes 70 amino acids.
CUUAUUAAAAUUUUAACUUCAUAGUACUAUAGAGCUAGCUAGCUCAUGGGCUCUUGGGUGCGCACCAUCGCCUUUCCGUUCCGAAAAGCUCGCGCUAUAUUCAGCCAUCCGAGAGAGAAGAAGUCGCAAACCGCGGUGCACGAUCACCAAAGGUUGAAGCUUCAUGGCGAGGUGAUGGCGUGCUCGUACGAGGAUGUCCAUGUGCUGUGGUCCAUCCUUGAUAAAUCGAGGCUCCUAGAUCAGAAAUCAAGCUCGUGAGGUGGCGUGCGUGACGGACACCCCGAUCGAAUUAAGCUAUAUAUUUUUCUCUUUUUUUUUUUUUCUGUUUUCCCUUUUUAAAAAAAAAAAAAUUUCCUCGUGAGCAUAGCAUGUACAUGUUGAUGUAAAUAUGCCCAUUUAUGCUAGUUGUAAGUUUUUUGUCUCA